This is a messenger RNA of Vanessa atalanta (red admiral), 9186 nucleotides long. RefSeq names its product phosphatidylinositol 4-kinase alpha (gene Pi4KIIIalpha). Bases 68 to 6457 code for a protein of 2129 amino acids. Gene Ontology annotation, cellular component: cytoplasm; plasma membrane. Gene Ontology annotation, molecular function: 1-phosphatidylinositol 4-kinase activity. The record is from RefSeq and is a predicted model, not a curated record. The transcript is spliced from 39 exons. Gene Ontology annotation, biological process: phosphatidylinositol-mediated signaling; phosphatidylinositol phosphate biosynthetic process. Lineage: Eukaryota; Metazoa; Arthropoda; Insecta; Lepidoptera; Nymphalidae.
UCGAUCGAAUGUUUUUCUAAUAUCAUAAUUAGAAAAUGAUUAAUUCAGUGAGUAAAUAAAACAUAAAAUGAUGGACGAAAACGAAUUCUUCAGGGAGACAGUCCAACAUUUGGCAAGAUGUCUUUCCUGUAUAAAUCCUACACCAUGGGAGAAGGUGAAUACACUAUUCAUGCUGUGCCCACAAGCAAGUUCAUCAUUUGUUGUGACACCACGCAAUCAAGAAGCCAACAUAGCUCUAGGCAUUUAUUUCCUACAAAGUGGCCUUCAGCACCAAGACAAGCUACUACCAUAUUUCCUAAAAGUACUCAAGUGCCUUACAAAUGCACAAUUUGAAGAGCCAAUGUGUCGAAUCAAGAAUGGUGAUCGUAUACCGAUGUCAGAAAAAUUUAGCUUCUGUUUAAAUACAUUGCUGUCAGACGUUGCGACGAAGCAGCCAGGAUUGCGUGAAGAAAUCGUCACAGCCCAAAUCGAACUUAUGUCAAACCUCACAAAGACCAUAAUCCACUGUCACGAAAGCAGAGAUUAUAACAAUAUAUCGAAACUACAACUCUGUAAGAGUACUCUACCAAUUUUAAUAGGACUGGCCAGGUCUAUGGGACGCUAUGCAACAAUUGAACCUCCUCUAUUGUGUCGGUUAUUCCCGCAGCCGAGCAGUCCAGUUAAAUCAAAGGAUCCUGAGCCGAGCUUCGAAUAUUCCACCCUGGAUAAGAAAAGAAAGUUUAAUCAGUUCCGCCCAAUCAUUCCAAGGUCUCUGUCAGGCAACCUAAAUCCUAACAUAGAGAAUAUAGUAGAAAAUGGUAGUGACACAGUAGACAGUGCGAACGGAACACUAAAACGAGGAUCCUUACACAGUUACAGCUCCGUCCCAUACGACCCGACGACAUAUUUUUUCCACAAAUUCGGGUCGAGUUUCAACCAGUUUCCGUAUAUGAGGUAUUCUGAGUCGCCAGAGAAGAGAACUAGUGUACAGUUCUACGUGACGUAUCUCCAGUCGAUAUUGUCUCUGGCGAAGAAGCUACUGACCAAAGAUUUGUUGUCGUUUUUGGACGAAGAGGCUGAGGAUGUGUUUGCUUCCGGUCAAAUACAGGUUUUCCCAUACAAAUCAUUUUCUGAGACGCUGAAUUUGGUACUGGUAACACUGUUACGAGAUAUCCUGCAACACCAGAAAGAUUUACCUGGACCUUUUACUAAAGAUGUGCAAGAAUUCGUUAAAUGCCUGUUUUUGAGUGGACAAACUGAACUCCAAAGUCGGCACCACGAUGCGUCAGAGAAAGAGGACCGAGAGAGUAACUUCGCGACUGUGAAUAAGUUCAAAGUGAACGUUAUGGCGAAUUCCGCGUGCGUCGACUUGCUCGUUUGGGCUAUCGGCGAUGAAACAGUGGAUGAGGACUAUGACGUGCCGGCACUUAUAAAUGCUCUAACAAUAUUAAUAGGGGCCGAUUCUUUGUGUGGACGAUUGACGGAGAAAAUAAAUUCUAACCAUAAUCACAAACUAAUUCUAGCUCAUAUGCCACUGUUGAUGGUCUGCCUUGAAGGACUAGGUAAAUUAGCGACGAAGUUUCCAACGAUAGCGAACACGUCGAUAUACUGUUUGCGAGAUUUCUUGGUUACACCUUCGCCAAUAUUGUUUAAAUUACACAAACUGGAACUCGAAAAAACGGGGAAGGAACACAUAAAAAACUCAGUGCAAAACAAAGAACUUCAAACGGAAACAGGGGCGCCUUUAAAGUCGACUCCGUUCGAGAAACUUCGAGACUCUGCGAUUGGGAACCUAUGCGUCGCUCUCGAAGCUGCGCUGACAGUUGACCCGUUCUGUGUGCCCGCUCUGGUCGGCUCCGUCAGUAAUAGGUUGUUCACUGCUGAGACCAGUGACAGCGAGUCCUCGCUAAUCAGUACGAAUAUCGUUAUAAUGUUGGGUCACGUGGCUGUGGCUCUGAAGGAUACACCGAAGACAACAGACACCAUAUUGCAAUUUUUUCAACAGAGAUUAUGUCGUUCUCCAUCUUCGCUGGACACGCUGAUAGUGGAUCAGCUGGGCUGCAUGGCGCUCGCCAGCCCCGAGGGUCCAGCUCAUGACGAGAUCAUGAGGAUGUUCACCGUCAUCACAGUGGAAGCAGCCAGCGCCGCCUACCAGCACACUGAUGACAGGAAGCAGUAUCGGCACGUGUCCGGCGCCGUCCUGAACGCGCUGGCGAACAUCGCGGCCAACGUGCGUGGCACGGGCGCGCGGCUGGAGCUGCUGACGCGGCUGCUGGAGCUGUUCGUGCAGCUGGGGCUGGGCGGCGAGCGCGCCACGGACCGCUCGCCCGCGCCCGUGCUCAAGGCGUCCGGCAGCGCCGGCAACCUGGGCGUGCUCAUACCCGUCAUUGCGGUACUCGUAAAGAGAUUACCUCCGAUAAAAAAUCCAAAACCGAGAUUGCACAAGCUCUUCAAGGACUUCUGGCUUUACUGCGUCGUGAUGGGAUUCACAGCUGCCGAAUCAGCCAUGCGAAAGCGACUGUGGCCCCAAGAAUGGUACGCAGGUGUGAAAGAGAUAGCUGUAAAAUCUCCCUUCCUUGUCUCGCAAACGUCCCUGCGCUCUGAAAUGCGAGAACUGCAGUACACGUCAGCCGUGCGAAACGACUCCGUGUCGAUAAACGAACUGCAGGAACUCAAGACACAGAUACUGAACCUGUUGGACCACCCGCCCGACGUCACUGUUAUCGUUAAUAAGCUGACGUUCGCGCCUUGUAUGUAUCUCCUGAGUGUUUAUUGGCUGGAGACUUUGAGGGUAUUAAACUCACCAGAACCAAGUUUGCAGCCGAUUAUCGAAUAUUUGAGCGAUACGGCUCUUCAGAAGGACAAAAGUGGUAUGUGGCAGUGUGUUGCCAGCGUUGGCGACAAAGUGUUCCAGAAGUUUCUGGAUGUUAUGUCGGAGAAGAUAAAGGAUGAGUCCCGCGAGAGGGAACUCGAGGGCCACGCUCAGUUCCUAUUGGUCAAUUUCAACCACAUACACAAACAAAUAAGACGGGUAGCAGAUAAAUGGCUAGCAGGCCUGGUUGAUAAAUUCCCUCAUCUCUUGUGGAACUGUCGGGUACUUUGGUCGAUGUUGGACAUUCUUCAAGUUCUAAGCUUUAGUCUAGAAUUGGACGCGAAUCAAGAAACGCCAUUACUGAAAGUUCCCGGGACUGACUUCACUCUACAACUACAAGAUACAUUGGAAGGUCGUGAGGGUAUAGUUAAGGAUUUCGCUGAUCGCUGUCAUGGCAUCGUCCAAGAGGCUAUGAAAUGGGCCCCGCAGUCCACCAGGUCUCAUUUACAGGAAUAUCUUAAUCAGGUACCAAAUUCAACACUAUGGCACCAUUGUGGACUGGCUCUCGCAACGGGGGCUUUGCUGGGAGCGGCCGGCCUCAACCGCAUGUCCGCCCCACUGCCGCGCUCUGCCUUGGAGAAGAGGCCCCCCUGUGUGACGCAGGACUCCGCCGCACUGCUGGCCGUCGUCUCGCAAAGGAGCAGAUAUUCCGGAGAGGUGGCGGGCGCGGUGUACGCGGAGGGCGGCGGCGAGGGCGGCGUGUGGCGCGUGGGCGCGCGGCUGCUGGCGGCGCUGCGCGACGCGUGCGCCGGCGGCAGCGAGACCGCGCACCGCGCCGCGCUGUGGCGCUGCACGGCGCUGCUGGUGCACGCGCGCGCCGCGCCCGCCGCGCCCGCCACGGCCGCGCCCGCCGCGCGCGCGCUGCUGCACAGCAUCGCAUGGUCCCAAGUGGACAUAUUCACGGAGGACGCGGUGACCACGGCGGUGGAGUGCUGGCAGUGGCUCAACACCUCCCGACCGGACCUGGAGCUGCGGCUCCUGCAGGAGAUCUUCGCCGCCUGGCAGUGCACUGUCGAUCGGAAGAUGGGGUUGUUCUCUAAGCAGACCGACGAAACUAGUCCCUUAGCGGCACAUGAAGGUGCAAAAUUAGAACCUCGACCACCAUUCGUGGCUCCACACGCGGUGUGGAUCCGAUAUCUGUGCGAGGUGGCUGAAACUGCAAAGUAUAACAGUCUGGAGAAAGUCGAGAUGUUAGCUAGUCUUCUGCACAGGUCACUGCCAAUAACAGUGGGCGAUAUACGCGACCACAUAAACAGACACGUCGAUGCGGCCGGAGUGAGAUUCAGGCUGCUGUCGUGCGGCAUCUCGCUGCUGCAGGGCGACAUCCUGCCGCGCUCGCUGGCGCGCAACAUCCUGCGCGAGCGCGUGUACAGCGUGUGCCUGGACUACUUCUGCCGCGGCCUGCAGUGCCCCUCCAAGAGCGCCGGCGCGCUGCGCGAGGACAUCAUGUCGCUCAUCAAGUUCUGGCAGCUCAUGCACUCCGACAAGAAGUACCUGAAGAGUAGCGAUAUCGGCGCUGAUUUCGAGUUAAUGAAUCCCAGCAGUAGGCAAAGUUUAUACGCGUCAAAUUCACCGACAGACCAUCGCUCCUCUGUUAACAGUAGCGAUAUUGGAAGCAGGCAGACCACUGGCUGGAUAAACACGGUGCCGAUGUCCACGACGACACUGAGCAGCGGGGCCGGCAGCAUCGCCGGCAAGCGCUCCAACCGCAGCGUGAAGCCGCCCGCUAAAUCUCUGGAUCCUUUCGUUAAAGAUUAUGUCAAGAAGAGAAAUCUUAUUCUGGAACUCAUGGCAGUAGAGAUAGAGUUCCUGGUGACGUGGCACAACCCGCACGGGCGGCCCGAGCAGGCAGUGCCGGGGGAGGACAACAUCGCCACCUGGAGGUCCAAGCCCAACUCCGAGAGGAUCUGGCGGGACUACACCAAGCUGGCCUGGGACAUCAGUCCGACGUUGGCGGUGUUUUUACCGGAGAGGUUAAAGAACGAGGGCAUAGUGGCCGAGAUCAAGCGCAAGGUGCAGCUGCAGCCGACGGCGGUGUGCCACGUGCCGCAGGCGCUCAAGUACCUCGUCACCACGGAGACGCUGCUCAACGACGCGCACGAGCUGGUGCACAUGGUGACGUGGGCGCGCGUGUCGCCGGUGGAGGCGCUGUCGUACUUCAGCCGGCAGUACCCGCCGCACCCGCUGUCGGCGCAGGCGGCCGUGGCCACGCUCACGUCCUACCCCUCCUCCGCCGUGCUGCUCUACAUCCCGCAGCUCGUGCAGGCGCUGCGCCACGACACCAUGGGCUACGUAGCCGAAUUAAUAAAAUCCCUCGCGAAGAAGUCUCAGGUGGUCGCGCACCAGCUGAUCUGGAACAUGUACACCAAUAUGUAUACGGACGAAGAGAUGCACAAUAAAGAUACGGCCUUAUUCGACAUACUGGAGAAUUUAACGAAGUGCAUCGUCGACACGCUCUCCGGUCCGGCGAAGGCGUUCUACGAGAGAGAGUUCGACUUCUUCAGUCAGAUCACGAACAUCAGCGGCAUCAUAAGACCUUUCCCUAAAGGAGCCGAAAGGAAGAGGGCUUGCUUGGAAGCGCUGAAGAACGUUAAGGUGCAACCAGGCUGCUAUCUGCCAUCCAAUCCCGACUCUAUGGUCAUCGAUAUAGAUUAUAAAAGCGGAACGCCGAUGCAAAGCGCCGCCAAAGCGCCGUACUUGGCGCGCUUCCGGGUGCGGAAGUACGGCAUCUCCGACAUGGAGACCGUCGCCAUGGCCAUCGCGUCCGGGGAGGACCUGCCCGCCGAGGAAGGCAAGGACCGCUACACGUCGAUCGCGGCGGAGACGUGGCAGGCCGCCAUAUUCAAGGUGGGCGACGACGUGCGGCAGGACAUGCUGGCGCUGCAGGUCAUCACGCUCUUCAAGAACAUAUUCCAGCAAGUCGGCCUCGAUCUGUACCUGUUCCCGUAUAAAGUGGUCGCCACUGCGCCCGGGUGCGGCGUCAUAGAAUGCGUGCCCAACGCUAAGUCCCGUGAUCAGUUGGGAAGGCAAACGGACAUUGGCAUGUACGAGUAUUUCAUAAAGAAGUAUGGGGAUGAAACUACGAGAGAAUUUCAGGCGGCAAGGAGAUGUUUUGUAACAUCGAUGGCUGCGUACAGCGUUAUUGGAUUCCUGUUGCAAAUCAAAGAUCGCCACAACGGCAACAUCAUGCUGGACACGGACGGACAUAUCAUUCAUAUAGAUUUCGGCUUCAUGUUCGAAUCGUCACCGGGUGGUAAUCUCGGAUUCGAACCGGAUAUCAAGUUGACGGACGAAAUGGUGAUGGUGAUGGGUGGUAAGAUGGAGGCACCGCCGUUCAAGUGGUUCUGUGAGCUCUGCGUACAAGCCUUCUUGGCUGUCAGGCCCUACCAGGAGGCAAUAAUAUCGAUAGUGUCGCUCAUGCUGGACACGGGGCUGCCGUGCUUCCGCGGGCAGACCAUCCGCCAGCUGCGCUCGCGGUUCGCGCCCAACUCCACCGAGAAGGACGCCGCCGCCUUCAUGCUCGCCGUCAUACGGAACUCCUUCCUCAACUUUAGGACGCGCACCUACGAUAUGAUACAGUAUUAUCAGAAUCAAAUACCUUACUGAAUAUCGUUACUAUAUCUAAUGUAGAAAACUGUAUCCCCCUCCGGUUAAAUCCCCCCCUGGGAAUUUUUAAACCCACCGUGGUGGUUUAAGGUUAAUCUGUAUAUGUAUAUAUCACAGAAGGGUCUCUUGUGGUAGAAUUUUCAUACUCAGACGUUGAAGGAAGGCGUAUCCUCUCUUCGAUGAGGAUACCGUUAGCAAAAUUGUUACUUAUUUCAAUAAUAUUCAAUUUUAAUACUUUAGUUUUUCUACCAGUCGGAAAGCAUUUUCUUUUAUAUUGUUUCAUUUGUUUUUUUUUUUAUUAUUAUUAAUGUUACCAUUUUGAAACGCGUAUUUUUCAAAUUCAGGUGUAGAUUGAUGUUUCUGGAGGCACAAAGAGAAUCGUCACAUUGUCCGUAAAGUCUGCCCGUGUCAUGUCAACUCUGAUAUUUAUUAAGGUUUAAUGGUUUUAUUUUCGAAUUUAAGACGUUAUAAUAUCAAUACAAAACCUUAAAUAUUGAAUGAAAUGUAAUCCUUCUCAAUGUUAGUUUAAUGCUUUUAUCUGUCAGACACACUUUUAAUCCAAUACUGUAAUAUGGAUGCAUUUACACGCGUGAGUGAGUAUCUUCGUAGGCUGACGUCGACACAUAAUUUUACGUCGUUUAUUUUUUUUCAAAUUACAUACACGGACCGCUUUCCCAGUAGAGCCGAGUCUUGUCUGACAAAACUUGGUGAGCUAAUUUUUUUGAAGUAUUUGUGCUUUGAUAAAUCCCACUCGUUAAAACAAUACUAUGUCUAUAACAGAUUAUAAAAUCAUUAAUUUGUAUCCUGAAUUAAUAAAUAUUAUAGACCAAAAGUUAAAUAUAAAUAAAUAUAUCAAAUAAAUGCAAUGUUAGUAUGUAUACAAAUAUAUGCUAUCGGAAAAUUGUAAACGCCAUUAGUUUUAAAAUGAAUCUAGCCAAUUUCAGUUAUAUAAUAACAAAUCUAAAAUAUAAACUACGAAAUGUUGUGCUUCAUGUUUACAUUUUUUAUGCUGACUGUACAAUAUUAUCAAAAUAUUAUCUGUUUUAUGCUUCAAUUUCAAUUAAUUAAUAUCAAUAAAAAAGUACAUUUAUAAAUAAUAAUCAAAAUAAAUGGUGCAGUAACUUUCGAUCAUCGAAUAAUAAAAAAAAAUAUUAUGUUUUAAAUAAUUUAACUACAAUCAAUAUAUCAGCUUCUUAAAUCUUACGAUAUAGUAAUAUCAUACUAUAUAGAUAAAUAAAUAAUUAAAAAUAUAUAGAUAUAUCUAUAAAUUAUGCCACGAAUCGACCUCCUAAGGAACAAUAUACUUGCACCUCAUUGGUCGAUGCGCGCGACAUCGAUAGGCGAAAUGAAUUCAUCACGAAAGAUGUUCUAAAAGUAUCUGGCUAAAGAAAGUCACGCGUAUUAACCAAUGGGUGCCCAAGGACAAUUUCCUUUGGAAACUCGUGUCUUUGUAUGGUUUUUUAUUUUAGUACCUUGUUCAUUGAUUUCCAAGAUUGACAGUUGGUAUCGGUUCUUUAAUAGGUUUCGGCAUAAUACUUUACACGUAAUUAUUUGCACAUAUUUAAUAAUUGCUUUAUAAAUGUAACAAUUUUACGAACAAAGCGUAUGGUGUUGCCGGGUUAAAUAAUUUAAGAAUAAUUAUAUUUAGAUAGAACUGCGUCCUAUUAGGUUUCUUUUAGAUGUUAAUAGAAAUUAUAGCCAAAAUGACAUUGAAAAAAAAAUAUAUCAAACCAUAUAUGUAUAUACUAUAGCCAUGAAUAAUGUUAUCAUACCUUAUGAAAUCGGACUUAAAAAAAUAGACAUUUAAUUAAAUACAUACUUCAUAAAAAGUUGCGUUUACACAAUAUAGCUCAAACAUGAUAAAAAAAUACGUGUAAUGUAAACGCGCCACUAUUAAAAAAAAAAGUAUAUUUUUUAUUCCAGAAAUAUAACGAUAUUUUCAUGUACGUAAUAUUAUAUGUUAUUUAUUGUAAUGUUUAAAUAAAUGUGUGAUUAUUUCGAUAUUUAGUGCAAAUUUGUUAUUUUUUGUCCAUUCAAGUUGUUGAUCAUGUCGAUAUUCUAUUAAAUUUAUUAUUAAUAUACGCUUUGAAUUAUAUCAUUAAAUAUAAGACUAAAUGAAAAAAAAAACAACUUUGAAGAAUUCUAUAUAUCUAAUACCAUAAAUUUAGUAUAAAAUGUUUAGAGUGCUGAAUUUUAUGCUGUAAUUAAAAAAUAUUUCGGCAAUAAGAUUGCAAAGCUUGGAUAUAAUUAACAGAACAAAAUACAAUGAAAAUUAAAAUUAUGUAUUAAGUGGAAGCUGCCAUUUUUUUAUGAGGCUGUUGGAUGAAAGCAUCAUUGAAAAAAGAGAGAUUUAUAUCAAGACUCCCGAUUGAAACGAAGUUGCUUUGUAUUAUAUAUAAUAACAGACAACGAAAUAAUAUUAACAACGUUUGACAAUAUAUAAAUGAUAAAAAAAAAUGUGAUAAACAUCAAAAAUAUUUUUUUUUUAAUAUCAAACCGUAAAUAAUAGAAAGAGAGAGAUAGAGUGACAAUUUGUGUCACUUCACUGUAAGCCGUGUAAGCUUCGUUCUAAAAACUACUGGUUAAUAACGGUUCUUUUAGUCUUUUCCUAAGCUAAAGUCUAUUCCAUAUUUAAAAUUCAAGCUUGUAUCUUAUUGCCGUAACAAUAUCUGUUAUGAACAUUCCUCUGAUAGUUACUUUGUUGUUGGAAUUAAAGUAUGUGGUAAAGG